UUGGCGGACCUUGGCGAAGGACCAACUACUUGAAAAUUGUAGGAAAUUUCUCUUUCUUGAAAUUCAUAAAAUCGCAGAUAUGGCCUGGAGAAGCGAGAUACUUAACGGGGUGAUGGCUGUGAGGUACGCAGGGGCUACUCCAGGCUACAUCAUCGUCUACGGGGACAGCUCGGACGCCAUCCUCACCAGUGACACCGGAGAAACCCUGAUAGCAGCCGGAGAACUAGGCCGAGGACGAGUGGUGGUUUUCUCCCAUGAAGUGUUCGUCAAGAGCUACACCCGAAAUGACUUGAUGAGGAACAAUAGUACGCUGUUGGAGAACGUUAGGAGUUGGGUGAACGGAGGGCGAAACUCGGUGAUAGUCGAUGUGAACAGGAUGCAAGACCUGGAAAGUAUCCCACAAAAUGGAUUCCUGGUGUGGGCUGGCGGGAACAAGAAUACGAGUACGGCCAUGAUGCAACAGAUGUUGGACUACGUCCGGGACGGCGGGAGCCUCGUCUGCGGAGUCUGUCCCUGGGGUUACGCCCAAGUGAAUCACAUCACUGUGGAAGAAAUGCCUAUCAACUUCAUCUUGAAAGAGUUAGGGAUGUGCUACGCAACCUAUGACGAGUACUUCAGUGCACCUGACCAGAUCAUGGUUCGCGACAACUGCGCUGAUGUUGCCAGGUUUGACCGGGCGCUCGACCUGCUGAAGCGUGGCGGCGAUUUGAGCAAAGUCAAGAAGGUUUUGCGAAAUGUCGGGAGCAUUCCCCUGGAGGCGUAUCCAGAUAUCAAGCCAGAAAUUGAAGCUUUGGGGCGUAGCUAUCCUUCGAUUCCACCAACAAGUGAUAAACCUGCUAGAAGUGAGGAGGAAAAGCUUGUAGCGACGUUGAUGUGCCAAGUCAUGAUAAAGGAGGGCAUGGCUGGUCAUGUAGUGGUUGCAGAUGGCGUCAACGAACUACCCGGCACCUUCGAAAACCAACCAAGAUUGGAAACAGUCAGAGUGACCAUCGAGGGAAAAGAGAAGCAGUGCGUGCCAACCGGGUGCUACCUGCCUGCGGGAACGGAAUUGACCUUGUCUUGGAAUGUGUUGAGCGGUGCGUCUAGUGGCUGGUCCGUCGUCGUCGGGGCACACACGGAUGAGCUCUACAAUGUCGCAGACCCAUUGCGGAGAUGGCCCAAGGUCAGCAUGAAGAAGGCCUUGAACGGUGGUUUCGUGAAGCUUUGCAACCCAUUUGGCGGACAGGUUUAUCUCCAGAGUCCUGAGAGGCAGGGUAAACUUAGAGUGAGCUUGGACAACGUCGUACCUUCACCGAGGUUCACCUACGAAACUGCCAAAGACUGGGAGAGCGUAGAAGCAAAGAAACCAGGGCUAUGGUGCGAUAUCUCCGGAGACCUGAUCACCUUUACGUUGCCUUCCAAGUCAGUUCGUCACCUGAAGGACUUGGGAGCGAGUAUGAGGCAUUGGGACGAUGUCGUGAGGUCGCAUAUAGACCUCCGUGGGAUUGACCCGUCUCGAGGCCGUGGCCAGUGGGUGGUGACCGACGAGCAGCCUAGUGUCGGGUACAUGCAUUCUGGAUACCCCAUCGUCACCCAUCUUGAUGUGGCAGAUCCAAAUCGCAGAGGUUCGGACCCGUUUCUCUUGUUCGGCGAUAGCAUCCCAAACCCGACUGCAGGAGGCUUCUGGGGGAUGUUCCAUGAACUUGGCCACAACUUUCAAGACCCGUCGUGGACCUGGAGUGGCACUGGUGAGGUCACAGUCAACAUCUUCACCAUGCACGCUUUCGAUGCCAUGAGCACCAGGAAACCGUGGGAGCACGACUUUGUGAAAAGAGAAAUGCAAAAGGCGAAAAGGUAUCUCGAUGGCGGCGCAGAUUACGAGAAAUGGAAAAAGGACGCCUUUCUAGCCCUGUACAUCUAUGCACAACAAGCGAGGGACUUCGGCUGGGAUGCCUUUAAGAGGGUCUUCAAAGAGUACGAGGCGCUCCCGGAUAGUGCCAAGCCGAAGAGCGAGGAGGACAAGAUAACGGAAUGGAUGAAGCGGUUCUCGCUCACUACCGGGAGGAACCAGUGUCCGGCGUUUGAGUUCUGGGGCUUCCCUCAUACCGACGAAGCGGUGAAGUCUGUGAAGCAACUUCCGCCGUACCUUCCCUCGGAUGAGAUAACCAAGGAUAUGUCACCGCAGAGGGCGAAGGACAUUACGAUGAAAUACAUGACCAUGUAGAAGAGCUGUCGUCACAGCGAGAACGGCAAGGUCAAGUCUGUCGUGUUCUCUUGGGGACUUUAAGUCAAUGAGCAAUCGGAUCGGUUUGAUGAAACAUUCCUAUAUACCAAUCGAUAUUAAUAGAGCUACGACUCUCAAAUCUAGUUGAGAGGGGCUAUGGGUAAUGGUGUAUACUUUAAUCAUGAUAGUGGUAGUUUCUUGGCGGCAAAUUUGUCAUGCCAAAGAUGAAAAUAUGUUAUAAGUCCAAAUAUUUUUUCACUUGUUUUUUUUCUACUCAAAAUGGAGAAACAUCAUCAGCCCCCAAAAAAUGUUUGGCUUUGAAAAUUGUUCAGAAUUUUGAACUUAUGAAAAUUUUCAACUCUGCAAGAUGAAAAAAUGUCUAAGUCCAUAUAUUUUUUUCACUUGUUUUUUUUCUGCUCAAAAUGAAGAAACAUCAUCAGCCCAAAACAUUUCUGGCUUCGAAAAUUUUUCAGAAUUUUGAACUUAUGAUUUUUGAAACAUCAUCAGUUCAAACUCUUCAAAAAUUAACCUCGAGCACUCGGCUCUCUUUCGUGUCAGCAGCAUCCACACUGCUGGUGUUCUAAUAUCAACUUUACGUCCUCCCCGAUCGUUGUUGAUAUCACAUCUUUCAAACUUGUUUUUCCGCCUCAAUCAACCUGUUUUUGAAAACAAUCUUCGUGAGCCCAAGGAGGAUUCCGCGGUGACGUCACGGCUUUUCCAAGAUGGUGCUGCAGAUUGUAAACAAAGUCGAUCCACGGCCAAGGGAAAAUCAAGUGAUCAAAUAAAGUUAGAUU
Messenger RNA from Lineus longissimus, 2997 nucleotides. RefSeq names its product TRPM8 channel-associated factor homolog. The record is from RefSeq and is a predicted model, not a curated record. The coding region runs from base 80 to 2203 and encodes 707 amino acids. NCBI's taxonomy places the organism in Eukaryota, Metazoa, Nemertea, Pilidiophora, Heteronemertea, Lineidae. The transcript is spliced from 3 exons.